Molecule: messenger RNA, 2949 nt
Organism: Alexandromys fortis (reed vole)
Lineage: Eukaryota; Metazoa; Chordata; Mammalia; Rodentia; Cricetidae
Gene: Nabp1
Product: nucleic acid binding protein 1
Exons: 6
Coding region: 442-1038 (198 amino acids)
Biological process (GO): response to ionizing radiation; double-strand break repair via homologous recombination; mitotic cell cycle checkpoint signaling
Cellular component (GO): SOSS complex
Molecular function (GO): DNA binding
Source: RefSeq, a predicted model, not a curated record
AGUCGCUGGCUGAGCUUUUGAUCGGCUGCUUUGCUGUUUUGCUGUCUCGGUCUCUUCCCGGAGCCUGAGCCCGAAGAGGCACGCGCGUGCGUGCGUGCGUGUGUUGUGCGAGGGACAGCGAGACUCGGGCCGGGAGGUUCCCGGCUGCCUCUUUCCCUUAGCCCAGGCAGCGGCAGUCCGCACCCUUGUUUGCUCGCCGCCCACUCGGUGUGCGGAGUGCGUCGCCUUUUUGAUUUUGGAACUUGUGAGCUGUUUUUUUUUUUUUUUUUUUUUUCCUUCCUUUUGGCUUGGUGCCUCCAGGGCUGGUCUCCCCGGCCCUUGCCUAACCGCUUCUGACCCCUGGUCACCAGCCCCGCCCCAGGUUGCUCCCCCUCCCCCGGCUCUGCCCCUUGGCCCCGGAGGGUGGGAAGCUUUGCCCAGCGUAGCCGCACCUGCCUCAGUAUGCUUGGGGUCAACGACCCUCCGCUUUUUAUAAAAGACAUUAAGGCCGGACUGAAAAACUUAAAUGUCGUCUUUAUUGUCCUGGAGAUAGGACGCGUGACCAAAACCAAAGACGGCCAUGAAGUGAGAUCUUGCAAAGUAGCAGAUAGAACGGGCAGCAUCACUAUUUCUGUGUGGGAUGAGAUCGGAGGGCUCAUACAGACCGGGGAUAUUAUUCGGUUGACCAGAGGGUAUGCAUCAAUGUGGAAAGGGUGCCUGACCCUUUAUACUGGAAGAGGCGGCGAACUCCAAAAGAUUGGAGAAUUUUGUAUGGUGUAUUCAGAAGUGCCGAAUUUCAGUGAGCCAAACCCAGAUUACAGAGGGCAACAGAACAAAACGGUGGAGAAUGAGAAGGAUAAAGCGAGCGUCAGUGCGUUUGGACCACUGGGAAAUGGUAUCCAGACUGGCCCUGAAUCAAGAGGAUAUCAUCUUCCAUAUACUGGUAGAAGCAAUGGCCGGGACCCCAUCAAUCCCCAGCUACCAGGAGCUCGUAGUAGUCAGACAGUCAUGACCACAAUCAGUAAUGCCAGGGAUCCAAGGAGAGCCUUUCAAAGAUGACCGGAACCAAAGAGACACAUGUAGUUGCUAAACUACCUGCCCUACUUGAACACUUAGUGCACUUUUUCAUUGUUAACUGUGAAAAGUUUGUCUCUUACGGGUUUCCUUGUAUAUUUUUGGUUUGUUGAGAAUGGUUGGUUUUUUACUGCAAGCGUUAAGCUGCUCGGUUACAUCCUUCCUAUUGAAGAAUAGGAACUCUGAAAGCAGGAACAUUUAUUUUUAGAGCCAGAACUUACUGGGUAUCACUUGAAAACCUGUCCCUGUUUCAAGGGUGAGUUGCUUAAGACACCAGCCUUAUAUAGCCGUGGUGAGUCUUCUCUGCCAUAGCGUUUCAUGGAAAAAUGUUCUUUUGUCUUAAACUGGGCUAUGUCCAGCUGAAGUGAUCUCCACCCCAGCCAGAAGCCUGACCAGUGCUGGCAGCAGUUUGAGUGCUUGUGACCCAGCCGUGGCUGACUGCCUGAAGUGACUGGCCUGCCGAUAAGAUUUGUCCAAGGACGGAAUCAUCCUACAUUCUUGUUCAAUUACCAGAGACCCAGAUUCUUUAUCGGAAUUACGGAAUAAAACUUGUAAUAUAUAACAAGUUAUCUUUAGAGGAAAACUGUUGAAGAUGAUAACGUUCUUACCAUUUGUUACAAACACUGAAGAAAAGUUUACAGCGGAGUCCUUGAAUGUUUUCUUUUUGAAACGACCAUGUGGCUGGGUGGGAACUCAUAGACCAGGUGGGUCUCUGAACUCCAGAGCUUCCCGUCUCCCUCGCCCAGGUGCUGUGGUGAAGUUGUGCACCAGCACCCCUGGCUGGCCUUACUAAAAACAAACCACUUGUAGAUAAAUGACAGUCAUGUGACUAUUACAGGUCAUCAGGUAGAAGGAGAAAUACUGGGGUGGGCACGGCCUCUCUUCUAGAGGAGUGUGUGUGCGCUUUAGUUUCCGAACCCAAAUCCCAGCCUUAUAAGCUAGGAUAAAUAGCUUAAGAAGUAUGUACCUCGAUUGCAGACGGUAGGGUGGGGGCUGUGUGUCCUGAUGUCUUGUUCUGUGAGGACACAGUCCAGUUCCCUGAACCUGCAGCAGCUCCGGUCUGGCUGCUCCCCAGCUCUUCCCUCACCUCACACACGGUCCAAUAACUACGUUUCUAUUCAGGUUCUGUAGCAUUUCGGUACAGCCGGGUUUUGUUCUCAUCCGUUUAACAGAUUUUCAGUUUGCAAUGUAUGAGGCUCCUCAUGGAGAUUAUUAUAACAGUUGAGGAUGCAGGGAAUUUACCUAUGGUUUAUAGGUGCAGGGCCUUGAUGUUAUAGAUAGUUGGUCGUUUGUUCAUACGUUAAUAAUUAUAGCUAAUUUUUAUUUUGUGAUUUUUUUUUUUAUGAUUUUUGUCUAUACUGCCGAGUGCUUCAAAAGAAAGUUACCUAAGAGUAAAAGUAAGCUUGUGUUUUGUAAUGACAGAUGUUUUAAAUAAAAAUAAUUUACAAGUUAAUGUUGACACUUAUUAAGAGGUAGGAGCAGCAGUACCUUUAUGUGUGGAAGAUGUGGUGUUGAAGGUAAUUCUAAAGAAGGAUUUGAACUUUGACAGAUUGAAGUAUGGUAAGGUGUGGAUCGUUAGACCCUCCAUUCUAACUGCAUUUUCUUCCAACCUGUGGUACCCAGGCAAGUCAUGAUUAGGAAAAACAGCGGUACUCCUGAGGAGUUAGGACUUGGAUGUAGGGAAUGACAAUGACUUCCGGUAAAUGAUCAGUCAGAUCUCGUAUGGUCAGAAUGUUAAUAGAGGGAAUAACCAGGUUCCGUGUGGAGGUGUCUGUGUGCUCUGCAAUACUGAGAUUAAGUAGAACAUGGCCUAAGAUUUUACUUACGAAUGACGCUUCUCUCAGUAAUUUGACAUGUUUAUGUGGUUUGAUGUAUUUAUUAACAAGUUUCUUUUUU